UCCAGUUCUUUUGCCGUUUCGUAGGCGAAAUUACGUUUCAAUUGACGUAAAGCAUUCUUAUGCCACUUAAACCAUCGAAUGGAGUUAGACCCGGUUUCAAAGGGACCAAGUGCGAUAACGAAGUCUACCACUUCUGUGAAUGUUAACUCCGUAUUACAAUGUGAAGAAAGAUCCCUGGAAUAAAGGGGAGGAAUACGCUGCUAACACGUGAAAGGUAUCUAUCUACUUAGGUAGGUAGUGUCGGGGCAGGUACAAUCUAUAGCUGACGUCAUAUCAAAGGCGAUCGAUUGAUCGCGGGUUUGUGAUGCGGCUGCCAAGGUUCUCAUGAGCCCUCCCUUAACUAAGGAUCUCUAUAGGUAGGUGCAUACGUAAUCCUACCCUACGAGGCAUCCUCUUCUUAAACUUCCCCAUCCCAUCAAACCUGAAGAUACCAAGCAUCACCUCCAAACACACAACGCACAAGAAACUCAAGAAAACACCCAAGAGAUUCCCCCACCCAAUAGAAACACAACCUGCAACAUGCCUCUCGUUGUUCCUGGUGUCACAGAUAACUCUGGGGAUUUGACCCAAGAGUGGCAGAACAAGCUGGUUGGCAAGACGGUGUCUGAUGACUCGCACAGCGAAACGAAUUUCUGCAAGAAGGACCUGCCAGAGAAGUGUCGCGUAAUCACGCCUGGCAUGAUGGUGACCAAGGACUACCGUCCUGACAGACUCAAUGUCCAUGUCGACGAAAAAGGCACUGUCAGUCAUGUUCAGCACGGUUAAGCGCAUCCCUACCUCUGCUGAGAUCUCUCCUAUUUCCCUUAUUUGACAAUACGAUACUAUGAUGCGAUUAUGGUUCUGAGCGGAAGAACGGGAGGAUGGUCCUGCGCAAGAAGGAAGGCUAGCCAACGUAGUCACUCGCUCACUCACUGUCCGUACGAAUAAUGAACAAUGAUUAUGUCCACACUUGACAUUUCACCUUCCACGUCUUACCUCCAAUUGCUUACCCAUGUACUCGGCAUGGCAGGGCAAUCUGUACUUAUUAUUCAUGAUGUUCGUGUCCCUUUGUCUGGAUAGCAAGGGUACUAUCUACUACCACGGCAGCCUAGAGCAG
Molecule: messenger RNA, 1096 nt
Organism: Xylaria bambusicola
Lineage: Eukaryota; Fungi; Ascomycota; Sordariomycetes; Xylariales; Xylariaceae
Exons: 2
Coding region: 520-765 (81 amino acids)
Source: RefSeq, a predicted model, not a curated record